Acanthaster planci (crown-of-thorns starfish) is the source of this 7193-nucleotide messenger RNA. RefSeq names its product lamin-B1.S-like. The record is from RefSeq and is a predicted model, not a curated record. NCBI's taxonomy places the organism in Eukaryota, Metazoa, Echinodermata, Asteroidea, Valvatida, Acanthasteridae. Gene Ontology annotation, cellular component: nuclear envelope; cytoplasm.
CGAGUGCCUUGGUUACAACUGACACAAAAGGCGCCCAUACCAACAGGUGCAAUCAACAGGUGUUUUCAUUAAUUAACACAGAGACGAGCGCCAGAUGAAAGGACCCCGUGUUAGCAGAGCUGAGAUUAACCGAGAUAUUUGGCUUAAGAGGAGCAGGCCGCUUCUGGAUUUCUAAUCUCUCGCGAAACGAAGCUUUUCGAGAUGAGCGCCCACGUAUUCCCGCCGGCGCCGAUGACGCGCCAGCAGGAGAAGGCAGAGCUGCAGCACCUGAACGACAGGGUGCAGAACUACAUCGGCAAAGUCCGCAAGAUGCGAGAAGAAGCCAACAACAUUGAUUCUUCGGCACUUCUGAACGCCAUGCGCGUCUUGGAGGAUGAGGUGUCGGCCAUCAAAGGCCUCUACGAGAAGGAGUUGGCCAACGAGCGGCGGAAGGUCGAAGACGAAAUGGCCGGGAGGAGCCAAGCCGAGGUCCAGGCACACCGCAACAAACAGCUGGCCAAUGACCUUCAAGACAGGUUAUCUGUGGAGAACCAGCGGAGCCGAGCCCUGGCCGACGAAAUCGCGGCCCUGCAGAGGCUCUGCAGCCAAAAGGACGGUGACCUCCAGCAGGCAAGGGCCAAGGGUGAAGACCUGACCCGGAAGCUGAGAGACAUCGAGGAUGAUCACGCCGCCUUGCAGCACCACUCGGCUGACCUGCAGAGGAGGCUGGACCAGGAAACGGCCAUGAGACUCGAAGCUCAGGAUGUCCAAAAGUCCCUCAGGAACAAGAUUGACUUCCAAGACCAGCUGCACGCCCAGGAAUUGAGCGAGAGCAGGAAUCGACUGGACGAGAAGGCCAACCACAUCUUGCAGCUGGAGGCCAAGAUUCGCGAGCUGAGCAAGCCGGACAACUCGCUGCACGAGGCGCUGCAGAAGGUCCGCGACGCGGCCACCGCCGAACUCCUCAAGUACAAGGAGGAAUCCGAAGCCGCUUACCAGAAAAAUUUGCAAGAAUUGCAGGAUCAGAUGAGCCGGGAUGCCAACAACAUUGACAGAUUGUCAUCGAGCAACAAGCAGCUCGCUGGCCAGAUUGAAGACCUCAAGAACCAGAUACAUUCGCUGCAAACCAAGCUCGUAUCUACUGAGCAGCAGAACCGCAACCUGACGGACCGGAUGACCCAAGAGAGGGAGGGGUCGGCCGCCCACAUCCGGGCCCUGGAGGGCAAACUCUGCGACAUGCAAGACAGCCUGGUGCAGAAGAUGCGGGAGAUCACCUUGGCAACAGACGCCAAGCAACCGAUCCGGGCGGAGAUUGAAGCGCUGAGAACGUUAGUCGAGGAUGAGGAGCGAAAACUAAUGAAUAUCACCGGCGACCCCAUACGUCGCCCGAUAUCCCUGCCUGCUGCCCUGCGCUCCAACACUCCGGCGAUGGCCUCGCGCAGCUCGACAGUUCCGAGGUCCACCUCACCAAUGAAAGGAUACGACAAUACAACGGGGCUGUCUUCGAGUGUAACACAGCUAAGUCCAAGAGCUACCAGGCGGCCGGCAUCCGUUCCCGUCUCCACCAUGGGGCAAGGCAAGGACUACUUUGACUCCAUGUUUGGGGACCUCCAGAAGAGUGCCAGUAUCUACCCCCGCCUUCAUCCCAAGUCCAGCCCCCCUGUGAGGCUGGCGUCCACCACCCACGAUUACACGACUGCGACAUCAAGCUCUACGGGCGCAAUCAAAAUCCUGGAGGUGAACGAAGACGGUCGCUUCGUCCGUCUCUUCAACACUUCACCACGAGACGAUCUGGAGAUCGGAGGCUACAUGAUCCAGCAGAACAUUGGCGGGCAUCCGGUGGCCGUCUAUCGUUUCCCCCCACGGACUCGCUUCAGGGCUGGCUCAACUAUAACGAUCUGGUCUGCUUCCAGUCUGGCCCAGCACAACCCGCCCACAGAUUUUCUUUGGAAGGAGCAGAACAAGUGGGGCACCGGACCGGAAUGCACCUCCAUACUGUGCAAGCCGAAUGGCCAGGCCAUUGCAUGGACCACGGCUGCGCACCGCUUCACCAAGACGGCCAAGAGCUUCGACGCGGCCAGCGAGAGCUCCGGAAGCCAAUUAGGCGACACCCACGAUGAGGAUCUCGGGGAGUCGCAACCUCAUCCCGAGAUAGAGGUUGAGAUUGAUGGGCGACCAGUGACUGCACUGAAGAGAGAAAGAGAGGAGCGUCCAUCUUUGUCACCGCCAAAGCACCCUACUGGCCAGUACCCGGGCUCACCAACGCACCCCAGCACGGGUCAGCCGCGCGUCAAGACCCUGGGCAACGACAACAGCAGCUUGUGCCGGCAGACGCGCUCCCAGAACUCCAAACCGGUCCCCGAUGUAGUUGGAGGUGUUCUCUAUGCAGGUUCUAGUGCCGGAGCGAGUCGUACAGGGGCGGCACAGCUCAGAAAGCCGAUGAGAACAACCCCCACCAAAGGAAUGACAGGUGGAUCCAUUCGCUUCAGCGCCCAACCGAGCCCCUUCAUGUCCCCCCACCAGGAGCACUUUGCCAACUUGAACUCCAUCAACGCCAGCCAGCGGGUCAGCUUCCAACCUCCCCUGCCCCGCCCACCAGUGAUCUCGUCUUGGUAAAGCGAUGAAUAUGUAUGAAAUACAGACUUGGCCAUACCCACCUUUUAGUUCAUUGAAUGUAGAUAUUAAGGUCUGACCAGUAUCUUGGGCAGCUGUUUUUUUAUCAUGGUAAUUGGUUGAUGAUUAUGCAUACUUGCAACUUUGUGCCACUCCCACCUAGGAGUUCAUCGCGGUAGUAUGGUAAUAAUCAUUGAAUAUGCAAAUUUAUGGGUCACACCCACUCAUGUUUUCAUUGUUAGUGUCAUGAAUAUGCAAUUUAAAGUAUUUCAAUUCCAUCUUACCUCUCUUUCAUUUGAGUAUAGUGACGAUAAAUUUGACUAACUUCCAAAGUUACCACUGCCACCGUUGCGAACUGCCCGGUAUUCUUGGCCAAAUUACGCCAGGGUGCACAAAAUUCCAUCAUGCUAAUUGGGAUCAUGAAUAUGCAUUGUAGUGACUGAAUUUGUGUGAAACGCUUUUGUAUGAUGCCACCACCAAAGAGUGAUAUUCUGAUUAUGCAAUUUGUCAAGCACCGUCAAGCCGGAUCACGCACAGACUGAUGACAUGAAAAUGCACUUUUUCCAUCGGUCACGCACUCUGUACAACUAGUCUUCCAAUUCUGUGUGUCCACCUUCAGGCAUCUGUAUUUGACGGACGGACGGAGUUUGGAGUAGAUGAAAUAUGAUCAUUCCCAGCCAAACCAAAAACAAACAACGAACAUUCCUUUGGUAUUAAGUCUUUAGCUUUCUGAUUGGAGACGACAGAGUAAAGUAUUUUGAGACACGUCAUCACUCAUUCUUGUCUUGAUGUUUCUCUCUCGUUAUCUGAAUCGAGUUUUGUUCAACUGUACGACGUGGAGUUUGUAGUGAAUAUAUGUAGAGUCCAGCUCGGUAAAUAGGAGUAGUCAUAAGACAAGAUCAAAGUUUUACAAGAGAAGGAAAUUUUGAUAAUGGCUUUCCUAGCUCUGAAUUUUCUUUCUUGUAUUUUCUAUGCCUUUUUUCUGUGGUGGAACAGGUCCAGAUGCCCUAUGCACCCAUGUUCUGUAGGCCCUAGGCAGCAGUCUGUGAAGAUCCUAGGUACCAGUGUUCCAUAGGUCCUAGGCAUCAUUGUUCCAUAGGUCCUAGGCACCAGUGUUCCAUAGGCCGCAGGCACCAGUGUUCCAUAUGUCCUAGGCACCAGUAUUCCAUAGGUCCUAGGCACCAGUGUUCCAUAGGUCCUAGGCACCAGUGUUCCAUAGGUCCUAAGCACCAAUAAUUGUUCCAUAGGCCCCAGGUAUCAGUUUUCCAAAGGCCCCAGGCACCAGUGUCCCAUUGGUCCUAGGCAUUAGUGUUCCGUAGGUCCAAGGCAUCAGUUUUCGGAAGGUCCUAGGCACCAUUCCAUAGGCCCCAGGCACCAGUGUCCCUACUCCACUCAAACCAAUUGUGCCAAUUUCACAGUGCUGGAGUCACAUUUAUUGUUGAUGCAAAGCUGUACUAAUAAGCUACCAGCUAGUUUGAAGCUUUCCAGAUUUGAACUUUCAAAGAGAGAAGCACGGUGUUGUAUUUUCAAAGGCCCUCAAUUUCUUUUCUAGGCCCCAAAUUUGUCAAAGUCUCUGGCCACAGUUCAUGAACGUUUCAGAGGAACUUCCUAGCUCCUUAAAACUUGUUUCAAAACUAAUGUGAAUGUAGUUUUUUUCCGGUCCCCAUUCACAUUACAGUUUGUGAAAUAUCCACCUGCAUUCAGUUUUUUCCCGACACCAAACAAAGAUCCAGUUUCAUCCAGAAUUGUUUGACUGAUACAGUUCUGGCAAAUUUUGCCCCAGCAAGUCUUUGCCGGAUUCGUGUUACCGACAGCCAUUUUUGCUUCUAGAAGAUGUGCCUGUUCAAGUUGUUACAAGCAAAGUUGACGCCCAGCCAACCCCCACCGCACAUGUACUCUUUCCAUAAUCGGCACUCCAACAGUUGUAAAUUUGUUGGCACCGAAAAUGUUGCGGAGACAGAGAAGCGUCCACACAACUCGUUCCUAAUUCACCCAGCCAAAGAAAUUGGGGGGACGGGGUGGAGGCCUGCCUACAGGAGCAUCCUCACUCCCACCUCUGAAAAUCGAAACGCACAAAGAAAAAAAAAAAUCCAGAGAGCUAAACCCAGAAAAAAAAAACCAAAGACCAGAAAAAAUAUAACAAGAAGAAAAUCUUAAUCUAGACCAAUGGCUUCCCUGAACUUCUGGACGUAAGAAACAAAAGCCCUGGGGAAAAAAGGUUCAUCACUGCGGCAUUUCCAAUGCCAUCCUUGGACCAGAAACUAGAAUUCUUUUGCAAGUGGCCCUCAACGGGACAUGGAGUGUGACCAGGAUUGUAAUAGUUCACAGUCGUGUACAUGUAUGCGUUCAUUUUGAACAUGAGCAGGGUACUGUGCAAACAAUAGAAGUGUCUUUCAUGUUUAUGAUGUGGGAAAUGUGGACUGUAUUCUUGUGUCAGCCAUCUUGAAAUAGAAGUGAGGUUAACUUUUCAUGUUCAGAACCUGAGAGUGAAAAAAAGGCAACAAAGGAAAAUAUUAUUAGAAAUGAAUGCCAGUUAACAGUUAUACAAACUUUUAGAAUUUGUGAUAAAUUUUAUCUCUUGUAAGCCACAUUUAAAAAUGCUGAAAGUGUACCCAAAAGAGUGUGGCACCACACCACGGAAUAGAUUACACUGAAUUUGAUAGAUUCAGGGAACACAAUCUAACAUGACUCCCCCGUGCCAAUAAAGGUGAAACACAUCGAUUGAUUUAUGACAAGCAUGCACGACUAGGCACGUGCACAGCACCACGUGGAAAGGCAAUCUCUCGAAGGGAUAAUUUUUCUUAAUAGACAUAACUUGUUGAAAAUGCACUGGCUGAAAUGUUGUCGUUUCUCAAGGGAAGACCGAGUAACUGUCUGAUGAUUCAUUUACUGCCACGAAGUUGGCAAAUGGGCGUCGCUUUUGUUUACAUUAUCGCUGUUUUUGGUAGCAGUGAACCGCCCGAACAUGUUUCGUUUUCGUCGAAGGGCUCAUUCGGUAAAUGUUUCAUUACGCAGACCGUUGAUGUUUUGCGCGCGAAGGUCCUUUUUUCCCCAAUGCAGAAUUAUCUCGCAACAAAAUCGGUGAUGAGGUUCGUGUUCCGUGUACAACAGCCCCAAUUCCUGCGCCGUCAACAACCCUCGAAAUUCCUCUUAAUGUUUGGACUGACUGGAGCGAAGUCCAUUCGACCAAGAGCGUGCUGGUAGAAAAGAAAAUACUUUUUUUUUCUGUUGAUCGUUACCACGGCGAGGCUGAGAAUUGGAGAAACACACCCGACACAUAGCCACCCGUUAGGUUCAUGAACACGGGCCAAAGCUCACAGAACAUUCGUGAGUGCAAACAAGAUUUGAACUGUGUUUGCUCACAGAGCAAGGAAGCAUACUCUAUUCUUUGUCCACACAUUCUCGGAAAUAUUCGCUGUAUACUGUGGUGAAAUUUACAAUUAGAUUUGAUCUAAUGAAACGUAUUCUAGCAUUGAAUGUCGCUGUGCACUUACGGAAAAAAGGACAUUCUUUGCUCCGUUGGUUCAUGUUGAUGAACAUCAGUUGAAAUGGCCACUUUGUAUAGGCUUAUAGAGGGUUUGCACGGAUGCCAUGUUGCAGGUCUGUGCUUUUGUUCCACAUGGUAUGCACAAAGGAGGUUUUCCCUUGGAACAAAAGAACUGCCCUGCAAGAUGGCUACCGUGCAAAGCCUCCAUACCUACAGUAAGUAAGUCCUGGUUUAAUUCCCACAGGUACAUGAAUUGGGUUUUUUUUUUUGCAUAGUGUGAAUUCAGGAAGAAAUUUACAGGCAAGUUUCCUUAUAUGAAGAGAGAAUUUCGAGGAAAACUGUUCGAUAUCCAACAGUAACUCCGUAUUCUUUGCACAUUUUAGGCGCGUUAUGUAAACAUGCGUAAAGGCGCAAUGGGGGACGAAACUUGCACGUUGGGGGGGGGACUUUUUUUAUCUGUUAUGGCCUCUUUUGAGGGUUGAGGAAACAUUUGGAGGCUUUUUACAUGCUCUUUGAAGGAAAGCUGGGGCACUUUUUCGGGGGCGUGGCCCCUUUGCCCCUGACUCGUCCAUCCAUGUUCCCUUGAGUGUGUGUGCCACAAAAAUCAAGUCGAAACAUGAAUUUCACCGCAAUCGUUUGUACACUGACUACCAUCUCAAAAUACUUCUUCUGCGGUUUUGCGAAAUGAAGCAACACCCGUCAGAAUGCCGUUGCAAUUCUACUGGAGGGGAAAAAAGAGUUUAUCAUAUUCUGUCCCUUUUUCACCGUCCAAACCUGAGCAGUUGAACAGGGAAACGUUAGCAGAGACAGUGUCCUGACGGAAGCCGUGACGCAGCCGAAGUCAGGAGGUUAGCGCGUGGAAUGCAAACACAGGACGGCCCGAUCUCGUCCAUCGGGCCGCGGCCGCGCUGCGUGUUUAUUUGCCUAGUUGGCUAGCGAGGCGAAGGGCCGCUUGAUUUAUGGACUCGCAUUAUGUGAUAUUUCGUGUAUAGGCCUAUUCCUUCGCCGGCUGGGAGAGGUAAAAAAAAAAAAGAAAAAUGGCAUUAUGUUUAGCGUCCCUGCGUGCUUCCUUUUUGGAGGCCCAGAAAAUUUUGUUUUUACCUCAUGAAAAAAA